Ceutorhynchus assimilis (cabbage seed weevil) is the source of this 1056-nucleotide messenger RNA. Lineage: Eukaryota; Metazoa; Arthropoda; Insecta; Coleoptera; Curculionidae. The record is from the annotation of a GenBank genome assembly.
GUGUAGUCUGCUGUUGACAAUCAAAAUUUAAACAACGAAAAUAGCCGCUUUUUAAAUGAACACUUUAUGAAUUAAUAAUCAGACGUAAACAACAUAAUAAAAAUAAAAAAAUAGGUCUAGACUUGUUUCUUUACUUUUCUCAAAAGAUGAAGUGCUCCACCAGUUAACAUUGUUUUUUUUUAAUAACAGAGAGAAAUCCGGCCAAAUCAUCACUGAUCCGCAUAAAGAUGAAUAACAUCAUGAUUGAGGAAACGUUGGAACAAAGACUGUGAUUUAUACCUAUUUUUUUAAAGAGAAAUAGUAGUUUUGCAAAAUAAGUGACAGAUGUGGGAGUUAUAGAAGAUGAAGCUUAUGGACUGUUUAUCUGUGAUAUUAGUUUUAUUAAUUCAAAAUAUACUAACUUCCGAAGCUAUCCAAUGCUACAGAUGCGUCGUAGCGCCUUACGUAUAUUUCUCAAAUGGCACUCUCCUUUGUCAGGAUUUUGAUUAUUCAAAUAGAUUUAUUGUGGAUUGUCCUUAUUCCACUUUCUGUGUGAAAAUCAAUACUUAUGCCACAUUAAAUGACAUUCAAAUCAAUGGCACUGAAAGGGACUGUGCGGCUCAAAAAUUGGACACUCAACAAUUAAAAAACGGCAAAUGGCAUCCUGAAACUUUAGUAAUGGAACCGUACGAUGAAGCCUGCAAACUGAAUCAAGAUAAAGGGCUUAGGACUGCUAUAGUGGAACAUUGUUAUUGUAGAGGCGAAUUGUGUAAUGCCGGAAACAGAGUAAUUUCUAUGAAGCUUUUCUUGAGCGUAAUGGGGACUCUAAUGACGCAUUUAGUUGCGAAAUUUGUAUUGUGAUUGUUCUAUUCAAAUAUUCCCAGUGAUUUUGUGAUUAUAUACCUACUUUAUCAAAUCUAUUAUUGUAAAUAAGAUAUUUAUACAUAUGGAAAUGUAAAUAUGUAUUUUAGUUAAAUGAAUGUGCCAUAUUUCUUCUAUUUAAUUUUUUUACUUCGUUCACUGCCUUAGAUCUGUGAAUAAAAUUAUUACUGCUGCAGUAUCUAUUAUUUGUGGUAA